GAGCAGCACAACUGGAAUCUGCUGCUCCGACACCUCACUGGAGAUCUGAAGUUUCCUUCUGGAUCUUUACAAAACAUCAAACCUCCAAACUCUGCAUCAUGAGACUUUGUUAAAGUUUCCUCUGGGUCGGACUCGUCAGGAACAUGUUGAUGAAAAAGCUUGAAGCCAGGGAGGCCUGUGAUUGGCUGCGAGCGGCCGGCUUCCCUCAGUAUGUGCAACUGUUCAAAGACGGAAGGUUCCCCGUGGACACGGAGUGGGCGGGGCGUGAUCACCGCUUCCUGGACAAGGACGCUCUGGAUUCGCUCUACAGGAGAUUAAACACUUUGAACAAGUGUGUGGAGACGAGGCCGGAGCCACGCAGAUCCAAACGCAGGGGAGUCGACGUUGAGGAGGAGGAUUUUUGCGCCAUCAGUCCGAACUGGACGUGCGACCUUCGCACUCGCCGCUGGCGACGCCUCCACUCGUCUGAGGACGUCCUCCGUGUGACCGCCCCCCCGACUCGAGACUCCUCCCUGAGCGACGCCCACGACGUCUGCUCCAUCCGCAGCGGCAGCAGCACCGACAGCGACGCCCACGACAAGAGUCGCAGACGACCCGUCACCACGACAACCACAUCCGCUGCCACGGACGACCAGGAGACCAGCAGGAGCUCCUCCCCCUGCUCGUCCAGGAACAAGACCCCGCCCCUGGACACGUGGUCCAGCGGACCCCCGUCCCCGGGGGAGAAUCUGGAGACGGACGCCGGCCGCUCGGACAAACCGCCGAGGAAGACGAGCACCGGUCUGCUGAGGAAGAUGGAGAAACUGAGGCCGAGGGGCGGGACCACCGCAGCGCUGCCCCCUGCUGGCGACAGUGAGGACAGGACCUUUAAAUAAAUAACGAUAUUCAUUCCUCCUCUAACUUUACUUCUCCUUCCUCGCCUCAGGCUGAUGAGUCGACCCGACAGCCGGGGGGCGUCGUCCUCGUCUCCUCCCACCAGCUCCAGCAGCCAAUCAGAGAGCAGCAGCACCGUCAGCACCCCCAGCCCCGUGACCCGGGUCCGGAGCAACUGCAAGCGCUCCAACAGCGGCGCCGGGACGGCCUGGAGCGACCAGAACCUCACGGGGACAGAGAGCUUCAGGAACCAGCGGAACGCCGCUGGCGGCGGCGGCCAUGACAGUCUGAUCUUCCACGUCCCUGACGGACACAAACCCGGGACCUUCCCUACCUCCCUCGCCCAUGGACACGCCUCCUCCUGCAGCGUCAUCGACCACACCUCCGUCAACUGGAGGACCGGCAGCUUCCACGGCUACCGGCCGCGGAACGUCAUCCGCCACGGCCCGUCCUCACUGGCCGGCGGCGCCCGGGACUCCUCCCCCCGGGGGGGCCCUAGCCCGCUCGCCAUGCUGGACCACCGGCUGAGUGUCUACGACAACGUGCCCGAUGACCAGCAGGUGGCGCCGAGCGGAGGAAGCAACAGGGACGAAGAACGGAGCGAAGAGUCGGACGUGACUCGUCUCUUGGCGGGCGAAGACGUCUUCUCGGCUCUCGACAGCGUUUUGGAGCGAAUCAACGACCUCCAACAACUCGUCUCCUCGUGGUCAGAAGAUCUAUCAGAGGACGGCUUUCAGAGAGGCUCCUCCUCCUCCUCUUCCUCUUCCUCCUCUUCUUCCUCCUCCUCCUCCUCCUCCUCCUCCUCUUCUUCGUCGUCUUCCUCUUCUCACACCCAGGACUCACCUGUCCACUCCUCCUCAGCCGCCUCCCCCUGCCCGUCCUCCCGGAGCCACAUCCACCUGGAGGUGGGGCAUCCAGAGGAGGAGGAGGAGGAGGAGGAGGAGGAGCAGAGAUGUGAGAAGGUUCUGCUGAACGGAGAAGAACCAGAGACGAGAACCUCACCACCGAGGAGCAGAGUGAGUCGCCGGCUGCACUGGUCCAGCGAGCAGAGCCUGAUGACCUCGCUGACCUCCAGCGGGGGGGUGGAGCACCAGUCCGUCUCCCAGUUCCUCCGGCUGCAGAAACACUCGCUGCUCAAACUCACGGCUCUGAUGGACAAACACUCUCCGAGCAGCAAGCAGGGCUGGAACUGGACGGUUCCCAAACCGCCGAGGAAGAGCAAGGCGUCGGAGGUGAAAGGUCGGCGUGUGUUCGGCGCUCCUCUGCUCGUCAGCGUGCAGCAGACUGGGCAGACGCUUCCUCCCAGUAUCCUCAGAGCGCUGGUCCACCUGAGGAGCAAGUGUCUAGACCAGGUCGGCCUCUUCCGGAAGUCGGGGGUGAAGUCUCGUAUCCAGUUCCUCCGCGAGCUGGUGGAGUCGAACCCGGACGGCGUUUCCUACGACGGUCAGUCGGCCUUCGACGUGGCCGACAUGGUGAAGCAGUAUUUCCGAGACCUUCCUGAACCGAUCUUCACCGGCAAGCUGGUCGAGUCCUUCCUCCACAUCUACCAAUAUUUCCCGAAGGACCAGCAGCUGCUGGCGGCCCAGGCGGCCAUGUUGCUGCUUCCUGACGAGAACAGGGAGGCGCUGAUGACGCUGCUCUUCUUCCUGCGGGACGUGGUGGCGAGCGUGGACGAGAACCAGAUGACCCCGACCAACAUCGCCGUGUGCCUGGCGCCGUCGCUCUUCCACCUGAACAGCGUGAGCAGAGACGCAGCCAGGUCGAGUCACAGGAAGUACCUCCUCGGGCGCCCUGACCAGCGAGACCUGAGCGAGAACCUGGCGGCGACGCAGGCGCUCGCCGACAUGAUCACCGAGGUCCAGAGACUCUUCCAGAUUCCAGAGUUUUGGCCGAGCCGGGGUCAAAGUGCUGCCACAGAGGACUUCCUGUCUGAGGAGGGAGGAGGAGCCUCCGGUCGGAGCGGGGGGGAGGAGGAGAGGAGCAACCAGCUGCAGCUCAUCACCCAGCACCUCCUGGAGGAGGCCAGGGGGAGGAGCCGAGGCUGGGAGAGCCACGCAGCUCCGGAGCAGGUGGAGCUCUCCUUCAAGAAGCUGGACGACGGCUGCCCGCUGUGGAUGUGGCGCGGCUCCGUGGAGGUGGAGGCUCCUCAGAAGGAGCUGCUCCACCGGCUGCUGAGGGAGCAGGAGCUGUGGGAGGGGAACCUGCGUCAGUCCUCCGUCGUCCAGGCGGUGUCCAGAGACACUGAAGUCUACCACUACGUCCUCCAGGGUCAGGGCCUGGUCUCCCGGCCGCCGCAGGAGCAUCUGCUGCUCAGGACGUGGCAGGCGGACCCGUCCUCCGGGCCUCUCUACCUGUCCUCUGUGUCCACCGAGCACCCGGGGGUGCAGCUGGAGGGGAUCCGAGCUCAGGUCCACUCCUGCCUCUUCCUGCUGGAGCCGAGCGGAGCCACCAAGACCCGGCUGACCCACGUCUGCCGGACCGACACCAGGGGGCGCUCUAACGAGUGGCACAGCCGAGUGAGCGGACACCUCCUGGCCGCGGAGCUGCUCGCCAUCAGGGACUCGUUCCGAGGAAACUUCAGGGAAACAAAGAUCUGAGUCAGGACGAGGACGUGGGACGAUUUAAGGAUCUUUGCACUAAUCUGGGUCACGGCGCCCUCUAUAGGUGUUCUGGUUGAACUGCAGCGAAGGUGACCUCAGAGCUUCCCGAUAAUUGAGCUAUUUGUGCGACUGUCACGCUUCAAACUCAAGAUAACGGACAAGGUGUCAAGCUUUUUCAACGAGCGAUGGAUUCAGACCUGACGUCUCGAUGUGGUAAAGAGUUCUUCUGCAGAGAGAGAGGAAAACAUCGGGAUACAGACAGCUAGCGACCAGACGGCUAGCAACCAGACG
Molecule: messenger RNA, 3764 nt
Organism: Limanda limanda (common dab)
Lineage: Eukaryota; Metazoa; Chordata; Actinopteri; Pleuronectiformes; Pleuronectidae
Product: rho GTPase-activating protein 7
Exons: 17
Biological process (GO): regulation of Rho protein signal transduction; signal transduction; actin cytoskeleton organization
Molecular function (GO): GTPase activator activity; lipid binding
Source: RefSeq, a predicted model, not a curated record